UUCUUCGGAAAGAUAAAAGGUCAUCCACAAGGGUAUGACUCCAUUGUACGCCCACUUGUCGGGCCUGUGGACUCGGAUAACCCAUCUUCAACAAACAUGGCCAUACCUACAACUUCAACCUUCCUUAGCGCUGUGAUCCUGCAGCCUAUCAUCGUGGCGGUGACCAGUCUUUUGCUGUCAUCCCUCAUGUCCUACGAGAUCGCAGAACAGCUGGACUGGAGGCCGAUCACCGUAUGCGUGACAUGCGACAUUCUUGCAGUCGGUGUUGACCACCUGAAAGAUCAAGAAAUUGUAAUCGGUGCUUGGGGUGCGGCUGUCACAAAGCGCUUUGCCCCUCUGUUCCACCUUGCCCGUGCCUUUCUGGCAUUGAAUGCGUCACUACUCGUGAUCGCUUUAUGUCGAUGUCCACCAAAAAUGACGCUCGUCACUGCAGUUUUUACUGUCCCUGCUUUUCUAUGGGCAACGCCGCUUGAUUUUUGGCGGAUUGGCGCAGCACUCAAGGGGAUAUUACGUACGAAUCAUGAUGAAGAAUUGGAAUAUGAUCCACCGAAAUCUAGCGAACCAUUCAUCAUCAAACGAGUUCCUGGGAUGAAGGCCAUAUUCGACGGCAUCAUCAGGGGUUGUGGGACAGCCUUCGUCGUCCACUCAGCACUGCAGUCGUCGUGGAAGUCGGAUCAGAUCGCGCCUCCAUGGACGGUCAUUGAGACUAUCGUUUGGUCGACGGUCAAUCGUACUUGUCAUUGUAUUAUGACAGAUGUGCGUGACUAUGACGAGGACGAGAAGGCUGGAGUCCCGACCAUACCCGUCCUUCUAGAGUCUCCCCUUAAGACUCGGAUAGUCUUGACUGUCGUUCAAGCAUCCGUUAUGAUGGCCUUCCUCCAUAAUCCAUUUAUUGUAGGGAGUUCCUGCUUUGCCAUAGCUCUCGUUUGGAUACUAGGGAAAGAUUCGCCGAAGGCGUAUUUCCGUCUCAGCCUUCAUUCACAGUCGAUGUUCAUUGCUCUGUAUGCUGUUAUGUUCUACUUAGAAUUGCUUUAGAUCAUUAUUGUACUACAUUUUAGGGUUAAAAGAUUCUUUAGAAAGUGUAGCCUUUCACUCACGUUCAUUGGGCGCUGUCAUGUAUUCUCUAGACCACUGCAAUGUUGUAAUCUCAGAGUCCGAAAGCGUAUUUUCGCCUCAGCCUCGACUUAGAUCCAUUGUUAUGUACGCUAUAUGUCACCCACCGUACGUUAGUGACGACAUGUAGUAUGAUAUAAGUGUGAUACUUACUUAGAAGGAUCCCGAUAGCUCCUAAUCCUCCAGAGCUUGGAUGCAGUUACUGCAAUGACCUAUAAAAAAUACGCUCAGUAUGUUGUGCACACCAGGUGAAGGCUGCUUUUAAGUCUUGCAAGGUGGUUCAAAC
Molecule: messenger RNA, 1399 nt
Organism: Suillus clintonianus
Lineage: Eukaryota; Fungi; Basidiomycota; Agaricomycetes; Boletales; Suillaceae
Exons: 4
Coding region: 97-1035 (312 amino acids)
Source: RefSeq, a predicted model, not a curated record